This is a messenger RNA of Cetraspora pellucida, 352 nucleotides long. The record is from the annotation of a GenBank genome assembly. NCBI's taxonomy places the organism in Eukaryota, Fungi, Glomeromycota, Glomeromycetes, Diversisporales, Gigasporaceae.
AGGAAAUUAUGCAUUUGAAAGUAAAGUUUGGGAUUUAAUAAUUGAGAAAUAUGUUAUGUUGAAAAAACUGUAUCGACAAAAAGAUGAAUGUUUUAUUAAUGGUUUUAAUAAAAUGAGAUUUGGAGAAAUAGAUUUAGAUUUUCUUAAAUAUAUUAAAAGUUUAGCACGAUUAAUUAAAUAUAAUGAUGGUGAAGAACCAACAAAACUUUUUGCAACAGUUGAUGAAGUUGAAAUAUGUAAUAGAAAUAAAUUAAAUGAUCUUCCUGGUAAAAAUUUAUUAUUCGAAGCGAAAGAAUGGUCUGUUGCUAAAAAUAAUAGUAGUAGAAUCAAAAACCAACACAUGAAGAAUUGA